Molecule: messenger RNA, 2091 nt
Organism: Hypanus sabinus (Atlantic stingray)
Lineage: Eukaryota; Metazoa; Chordata; Chondrichthyes; Myliobatiformes; Dasyatidae
Exons: 5
Coding region: 62-592 (176 amino acids)
Cellular component (GO): cytoplasm; mitochondrion
Molecular function (GO): hydrolase activity
Source: RefSeq, a predicted model, not a curated record
CAGGAGCUGCUUGCGGAUAAAGGGUCCGGUCCGCAAGUCUGCUCGGAGGUAGGCUUGCAGAAUGAGCCGGGUUGUUGCACUGGGGCGGCCCGGGGUGUCUGCUCUCCGCGGAAUUCUCGGUCUGACUGCGACAUUGCUUGCGCCCAGACUCGGCACCUGUGCGGAGAAAGGCUACUGUUCAUCAAAUGUUAAUGAUAAUGAAGUGCUGAAAGCAAAGUUGGCUGAUGAAGCAAGGAAGAAAUAUGGAGAUCAACCACCUACAUUAUUCUCAAAAAUCAUUGAUAAAUCGAUUUCUGCUGAUAUUAUUUAUGAAGAUGAUCAGUGCUUGUCUUUCAGAGACGUAAAUCCUCAGGGUCCAGUUCACUUUCUUGUGAUACCCAAAGUGCCGAUACCACGAAUUAGUGCCACAGCAGAUGAUGACAAGGAGCUUCUGGGACAUUUAUUGAUAGUGGCUAAAAACCUUGCAAAGAAAGAAGGGCUCACAGAUGGCUACAGAGUGGUGAUUAAUGAUGGAAAGAAUGGAGCACAGUCUGUGUACCACUUACACAUCCAUGUGAUUGGAGGUCGUCAGAUGGGCUGGCCCCCUGGUUAGAAGAAUGUGCGACAGAACUGGUCUCCUGUCACUGUGAUCUGAGUUAGUCCUUCAGUCUGUUAAAUAUUUUAUUGGAUUUACUUCUUAUGGAAAUAAGAUUCUGACCAGAUUAGAAGACACACUUUACAAAGUAAUGCUGAAAUUGUAUCCACUUGCUUUUAAAAAAACGUUCUCAUAUGUUUUAUCACUUUGUAACAGGAAUCCUGUUGCUAUUACAUUUAAAGCUGCAUAAUCACCAACCCUUCAAGUUUCUGUAGGUUUAAGAAAUACAAUAAAAUAAUAUCCAGAAAAUUAGAGAUCUGAAAAUGGGGGGCACACUUGCCCACAGUUAGGACAUCACCCUCUACUUAAGUUAUUCCAAAGCUGUAUUCUCACCUUAUGUGUGAAUGUUUCAAACAAGCAAUGCAGAAUCAACUGUAGAAUUAUCACUGUUUGAUAUAAUCCAAUAGAUGUCAUAAACUUUCAUGUCUUGAAGGAAGGACUCAGCCAGAAACGUUGACUGUUUAUUCAUUUCCAUAGAUGCUGCCUGACCUGCUGAGUUUAUCCAGCAUCUUGUGUGCAUUGCUUUAAAUUUCCAGCAUCUGCAGAAUUUCUUGUAUUUAAAGCUUGUACAUCCUGACUGGAGAGUUGUUGCCAGCCAAGGAGGCAGCAAGCAAUAAACAGAGCAUGCCAGCAGCCUGAUAAUGGAGUCAAGCUACUGUAUUAAACACCUGAAGCCAUACAGGACUUACUCAUCACAAGACAGUUUGCCUAUAUUAUUACCACAAAUAUCCACAGGCAAUUGUGUUUGCUCUUGACAAGGUCAAAUGGCAGAGCAAGGGAGAGAAGAAUUGUACCCCCCGAACUGCCGUGAACCAGCUCAGAACCUAAAGGCAGAUGGCCAAAAACUGAUGUGCUAUAAUGGGACUAUGCUAUAAUAUCCGAAGCCUGAGAACAACCUUGCGUUGCUCUGUCUAUGCACUGCUCAGGGAUGGGCCAUGCAGUUUGGAAUUGAGCAGAGGUGAAUUCAUGAGCUCAGCCUUGUGGCCAUCCAUGGAAAGUUUUACAAGUUUGUUGAUUGACACAAAAACAAUGGGUUCCUCUAAAUUACUCUUGUCCCGAGACAAUGUCACAAUGAUAAAAACAAUGUCCUUGUUAAAUCUGUAAUAAAAUCGCAAAUUUAUGUCCUGAUUAUGGACCAUUUAGGAGUUGUUGUUUCAUUUUAUAUUUGAACUCUCCAUCGAUAAUGUUGAGGAAAGUCACAGGCCUGUACGUCUUCACAGGCUGAGGACACACUAUAGAAUGAGAUGCAUAUGGAAGAUUAUCAGCUGAAUGACUGUAACAACUGCAUCUCAUGCUUAGUGUUUCUUUCAUGACAUGUUAGCAAUAGUUUGGUUUCCAGUUGAAAUGGUACCAUCACUUUGAAUUAGCUUUAAAGGCAUUUUAAAAUGAAAAUCAAGAAUAACUGCGUUACUCUUGCUGUAAAGGUGAAAGAAUUGAUUAAAUCAUAUUGAAUGAGG